CUCCGGCGCACGGAGGAAAUGAGUUAUUCUCACGGAAUCUAUACAGACAUCAGUCUGACCGUCUCCCAAAUUUUCCCCAAGAAGAAGAUACCAGCAUAUUUCCAAUAGCAAGUGCUCGGAGCCAUAAAUAUGGAUUUGAACACAACGUCCCCAGAGCCUAAGUUCCGGAUUCUAUUGAUUCAUGGUUUCGCUGCCACUGGAUCCGACAUCACGGCAAAAACGGCACCCAUAACGAGGCGCAUCGCCGAGUUGAUCACCCCCGACAUUCUCACUGAGUUCCCAGGUGGCAUUGAGUUCUUGACUCCUGAUGCACCCUUGGCACUUGAACCUCCAUUAGGCUUUGGGUGGAACACCGACGAUUAUGUUGACGAUGAGCAUGAUAAGCAAACUAUAAUAGCGGAAAAGAAACAACAACAGACAGCUAAAGGCUGGUGGUAUGGCCGAGACACCGUCAACGGUUACAAGGGCAUCGAAGUCUCGCUCUCGUUUUUGGCCAAAUAUAUCCGUGGACGACCCAUUCAUGGAGUCAUUGGAUUUUCGCAAGGCGGGGCUUUGGCGGGGAUGGUCUGCUCUCUGGUCGACUGCUACUAUAACCCGCAAAAGGUCGCUGCCAUCCGCGCGCAAGGUCUCCCUGUCGACGACUAUCUAUGUCUUCCUGGCCAGGAGCGGUUGAGAUUCAUGAUGGCGAUCGGAGGAUACCAGGGUACGUUGAAGUACUAUGGAAGUCUCUACCAGUGGCCAAUGCACACACCAAGCAUCCACACUCUCGCCAGCAUGGACGCUAUCGUGGAACACCGCCUGUCCAUGGACUUAGCGCACUCAUUUACUUCAUACGAGAUUGUCGAAUAUUUUGGUUCGCAUUUCGUCCCUCGAGAUCCCACAAGUGUCAAUGCCUUGGCACGCUUUGCUGUGAAAGCCUCUCUGCGCUCCGAUUCGCAUAGUUCACCAAUCGCAACUCCGCCACUGAGUCAAUCUGUUGAUACAAGUGAGGAUGAGGACUUUAAUACGGCAACUUCCAGUUCUGGACGAUCUGAUGGAUCGAUGCGAUUGACAACGGUCUGGAAGCGGAAGAGAAAAACGUGCGUUACCUGGGCUCGACGCGUGCACGUCGGGGCCCCUCCCGCAUAUUUGCGGAAGCAGCCUCAAUACAAAACUUUCAGCCCGCAACAGGCUUAUCUAUGAUUUUGAGUAUCAAGGUCCUGUUGCAAUAGUCGCUAUCGAUGGGCGGGGAUGCGGGCGCAGAAUUGGGAGU
Molecule: messenger RNA, 1252 nt
Organism: Penicillium brasilianum
Lineage: Eukaryota; Fungi; Ascomycota; Eurotiomycetes; Eurotiales; Aspergillaceae
Source: the annotation of a GenBank genome assembly